Durio zibethinus is the source of this 1789-nucleotide messenger RNA. RefSeq names its product serine/threonine-protein kinase 52-like. NCBI's taxonomy places the organism in Eukaryota, Viridiplantae, Streptophyta, Magnoliopsida, Malvales, Malvaceae. Gene Ontology annotation, cellular component: plasma membrane. The record is from RefSeq and is a predicted model, not a curated record. Gene Ontology annotation, biological process: protein phosphorylation. Gene Ontology annotation, molecular function: ATP binding; protein serine/threonine kinase activity.
AAUUUGAAACAAUGAAGGAGUAAGAAGGAGACCGAAGUGGGUCAAUUACACACGUUGUGUUCAGGCAAUUCCAUGUGCCCACAUGGAUGAUUGGAGACGCAACAAACACUUUCUUUCUUCUCCUUCUUCUUCUUCUACAUCAAAAACAACUUCAAAGACAAAGAACAAACAACUGCAAGAACUAAAAAGCAAGUCUUUUUAACUAUUACACUUAAUUCCCAUCACGUAUUAUUAAGCAACUCCCUCAUUUUCCUCCUUUUCCUUUGAUCUCGUGUUUAAAGCUUUAGCCUUUUCAAAAAGUAUGAAGGAAAGCAGUGAUGGGUUUGUGAGAGCAGAUCAGGUUGAUCUCAAGAGCUUGGAUGAGCAGCUUGAGAGGCAUCUUAACAGGGUUUGGACUAGUGACAACAGCCAGAGUAAGGGAGAUGAUGAUGAUGGUGGUGAUGACGACGGAAAGCUCAGGCCUGCUCACAGUAGCACCUAUAAACCUGCAGCUUUUGUGAAGAAGGAGAGACUGGAGUGGGAGAUCGACCCUUCCAAGCUUAUCAUCAAAACUGUCAUUGCUCGCGGUACCUUUGGCACUGUUCACCGUGGCAUCUAUGAUGGACUGGAUGUUGCCGUGAAGCUGCUUGACUGGGGUGAGGAGGGCCACAGGACAGAAGCUGAGAUUGCCUCACUAAGGGCAGCCUUUUCACAGGAAGUUGCUGUCUGGCAUAAACUCGAGCAUUCCAAUGUUACUAAGUUUAUAGGGGCAACAAUGGGCUCAUCAGGGCUACAAAUACAAACCGAGAAUGGUCAAAUAGGCAUGCCAAAUAGUGUGUGUUGUGUUGUUGUUGAAUAUCUUCCUGGGGGUGCUCUGAAAUCUUAUCUUAUAAAGAACAGGAGAAGGAAGCUAGCUUUCAAAGUGGUUGUUCAACUUGCCCUCGAUCUUGCUAAAGGGUUGAGUUACCUUCAUUCACAAAAGAUUGUUCACAGAGAUGUAAAGACAGAGAACAUGUUGUUAAACAAGACACGUACAGUAAAAAUUGCUGAUUUUGGGGUUGCUCGUGUGGAGGCUUCAAAUCCUAAUGACAUGACUGGAGAGACUGGAACCCUUGGUUACAUGGCUCCAGAGGUUCUCAAUGGCAACCCAUAUAACAGGAAAUGUGAUGUGUACAGUUUUGGCAUCUGUUUGUGGGAGAUAUAUUGUUGUGACAUGCCAUAUCCUGACCUUAGUUUCUCUGAAGUGACUUCAGCCGUGGUUCGCCAGAAUUUGAGACCAGAGAUACCGAGAUGUUGCCCCAGUUCUCUAGCAAAUGUAAUGAAACGAUGCUGGGAUGCUAACCCCGACAAGCGGCCUGAAAUGGAUGAGGUAGUAUCUAUGCUGGAGGCUAUAGACACAUCGAAAGGCGGAGGUAUGAUUCCUGUUGAUGAGCAGCAGGGCUGUCUUUGCUUCCGGAGGUACCGAGGGCCUUGAAGAAUUACUCCUAAAUGCUGAUAAAAGAUUGGGAGACUAUUGUUUAAAAAUUAGAGAGGUCUAGUUUGUAUUAUAAUGAAAAAGAAAACGACAAUCAGAUACCUUGCCGAGUGGAAAAAGCGGUGGUGGGUAUAGGCUUACAAGCUGUGCUACAUUUUGUUGAAUGACGUAAAAUAUUUCCUACUUCCUUUGUCAUUUUCUCUUUUAAUUCUUUGGGGUUUCCCAUAUGUGUUCAUUUGAUUUGCCAGUCUGGUUUUGGGCUGGCUUCUCCACCCCUUCUGUAAGAUCACUCUUUAUACACUAAACAAUUCUAAUCCGCAUUAUUAAGUUGAUCUA